AAUGCGCAAUUCGUACACAAAGGCUAAGAGACACACUACGGAAAUAUUAAUUCAAAGCUCGUUUCGAGAAAAUGCCUUUUCUUGGUAAAGACUGGAGGGGAUCCGGGGAUGAGUGGGUCAGGACUAAGGAAGGAUCGUGGGAAAAACUUAAAAUAUGGCGAGUGAAAGUGUUCGAAAACUUAAAUUCUCAGUAUAUUGCAAGAUUGCUACGCCUGGCCUUGGUAGAGUGGAACGGUUAUUAUGACGACCUUCAAAACGUCCACCGACCCUCAAUCCGAUACCAACGUGCAAUCUCCCGCGAGCAGAUGACGCUUACCACAAUCAGCGAGGCGUUCGUCCACCUGGACAUGGCCACGGCCGGCAGGGAUCUAAAGCGCUUCAACUACGUCUGCAAGCUGUUACGGCUGCUGCUGUGCGAGAAACUGGCGUUCCUGUCUGGGCACGCGCAGAAACACAUGUUUGCGAUCUUGGAGGAAAUGGUCAAUGAUGUUUUACGGUCGCAAAACAACGUCGGGGAAAUGCGGAAGUUGGUCUACUGCGCGGUGCGUGCACUUCACGAGCACAGGUGCGACCACAUUGGCUGUUCUGCUCUUUGGAACGAACAUCUCAAGGCAGCCAACAGAAUGGCCGACAAGCUCCGGAGGUUCCGGGUGAAAGAGCGGAAGUCAGAUGGCUGUAUGACCUUCAACAAUCUCCCGCCAGAAUGCAAGCAGCAGAUCAUGCUGAAGAUUCCUGACCACUCGGAUCUCCUCCGCCUCGGACAGACUGACACACACAACAACGCAAUUACGGACGACACGUUGCUAUGGAAACAGCUCGUGCUCUUCCACUUCACGAGCAGACAGAUCCUCACCUUUCUUAACAAGAACGAGCAGGAAUCAGACAUUGACUGGAAGUACAUCUAUAAGAGAUGUUACCUGCGGUUCGGUAAGAAGGAGGUCUACAGUGAUGUCUUGGCCAUCUGUCGACACUGCAACCACAUCUUCUGGCAGUCUCUGGGUCAUCCAUGUGCCAGUGAACAUCAGCCAAAGAGCAGAAGUCUGAAGCCAGAGGAAUUUCUUGCCCUCUUUCAGUUCUAGGUCAUGGACACAUGUGCAACUUCUCACUCAUCCUGAAAUUGACACUUGACCUUAGCUGGUAGAAGGUCAACCUCCAGGCUGAUAUAUUGAACUGUUUUACCACACGUUUUGCUGCAGAAUGCAAUACAUUCGGAUUGAAACUGCCAAACAUCGAAAUCAUGUUUAAAAAGUUAGUGUUUCAAGAGAAUCUAAUUCAAAGCCAUUUCAUGCUGGUGUACAUCAAAUGUACGGACAUAUAUUUUUUCGACUGUCUCAUGUAUGUAUAUCAAGAAAACUAGCUCAUAGAGUUGUUGAAGUUUAUUGUUAUAUCGGAUAUUAUUUCAAAGAUGUUAAACCUUUCUGUGAUUCAUUAUUUUACAACGUUUUGUUUUAGUCACUGGUGUUUAUUAAUACAAUUAAGUGUUGAAUACCGUAGUCUAGAAUUGUAUAUAGUUAAAACCUGAAUAUAAAGUCAUUGUUUUGCGAGCCUAGAUAUUCCAUUGCUGUAAAUAUGUGCUGCCAUGUGUAUAUUAUGCAGUUGCUACUUUUUGUCCCUAAACUGUUGUACAACAUAAUGACCUCAGUUUUUUGCAUGUUGUUCUGUUGUGUUAAGUGUUACAAUGGAAUAAUGCUGUAUAUUUUAUGCCAAGGCAGUUGUUUAUCUAUUUUAUUUCUGAAAUGCCAAAUUUCGUCCCUAUGAAGGGUUGUUAAAAGAAGUAAAAUGAAGGGUCUUUGUAAAAAAAAUACUUCCUGAACUUAACAACGAGAUCUUUUAGAUAAGGCUAGCCCUGAUAAGCUUGAAAUGUUUUAUUAUACAUCCAACCUGUUAUGUAUGUUUUUCAAAUAUUGAAAUGCUUUACAUCUGCAAUGCAAUGCAAUGCAAUUCAUUCAACAUUCUCAUAUCGGGCAGAUUAUUUUGCCCAUUCCAUCUCAUUUCAAGUCAGUCCUUUGAUGCACAUUUUAUUUCCAGUACAAUGUAUCACAUAAAUCUAUCACAGCCUUUGUGUUAAGUUCUAACAGUGCUUAUCCUCUUUCCCUCUCAUCAUGUUUUUGUAUUUCCAUGACAGAUCAUUUAUUUAUUGUGGCAAUAAAAUAAACAGAAAAUAAAAA
This is a messenger RNA of Mya arenaria, 2168 nucleotides long. Its product is annotated as F-box only protein 32-like. Gene Ontology annotation, biological process: protein ubiquitination. Gene Ontology annotation, molecular function: protein binding. The record is from RefSeq and is a predicted model, not a curated record. NCBI's taxonomy places the organism in Eukaryota, Metazoa, Mollusca, Bivalvia, Myida, Myidae. Gene Ontology annotation, cellular component: cytoplasm; SCF ubiquitin ligase complex; nucleus. The coding region runs from base 72 to 1079 and encodes 335 amino acids. The transcript is spliced from 8 exons.